This is a messenger RNA of Pisolithus orientalis, 2644 nucleotides long. RefSeq names its product ribonucleases P/MRP protein subunit POP1-domain-containing protein. NCBI's taxonomy places the organism in Eukaryota, Fungi, Basidiomycota, Agaricomycetes, Boletales, Pisolithaceae. Bases 44 to 2542 code for a protein of 832 amino acids. Gene Ontology annotation, biological process: tRNA 5'-leader removal. The record is from RefSeq and is a predicted model, not a curated record. Gene Ontology annotation, cellular component: ribonuclease MRP complex; nucleolar ribonuclease P complex. The transcript has 15 exons.
UCUUGUUUCAAUCACCAGAAACUUUGUCAAGUCGCGUUGCAUUAUGCCCCCGAAACGCAAGGGAGACGAAGUCGACGAGCUCAAUGCUCGAGAACGGAAGAAGCUUAAAGUUGCUGAUGCGCGCACCAUAGCAGUUCAGCCAGUCGCGUCUGGGAGCUCGAGUGGUCAGGGAGACCAUGCCACCAAUGCCAGGCCGGGUCCUUCGAAGAUUAAUAUAAACUUCGAUUCGAUGAAGGGCUUGCCGGCUACGUUGGACGUCGAGAGGUUCACAGAAGCGCGGGCGUACGAGAUUGACGCGAUGGAAAAGGCGAUAAAAUCAGCCAAGGACAGCUCAACGCAUCGCGCAUGGCAAACACUUCCCCGACACCUCAGGCGUCGCGCUGCCAGCCAUAACGUUCGACGUGUACCCCUACGCCUCAGAGAGAAGGCGCGUGCGGAAAUGGACCCUGUCAAACACAAAGCUCACAGCGGCGCUCGCCCGAAGAGAGGCAAAGCGAAGCAGAUGACUCGAACCGAGUCCCUAUUGAAGCGACAAUGUGACAAAGCGUGGCUAGAAACUCAUAUAUGGCAUGCCAAGCGCACAAAGAUGGAGAACAUGUGGGGUUAUAGACUGUCAGUCACACCAACGGAAAAAGCCUUCCGACCCUCUCAUCGUGCCUCCGUACAUGGCUCCAUUUUACAUGAUGCAUCCUAUUAUGGCACGAUCGAGCUUAAGGGACCCCAGUCCGUCCUUUUAACCGCUCUGGAGACGUGCUGUGAUCCGCAGGGCUCCGGCCUUAAGCAAUGCACAUCAGGAAGUCGUACUUGUGACACUCACAUGUAUGAGCAUGCCCGGUGGCCUUUUGGUCUCAUUGGGCCCGUCACGAUUAUUUGGCAGCCACUCGCCCUAGAUUCCACAGCUAGCGAAACUCAGACUGAGACUAAAAGUAGCAGAAAGGGGAAAGGAAAAGGCAAACAGAAGGAAACAAACGACAACGCAGCCUCCGACCCGUCACCUCACGCGAGGGUCUUGUGGGUGCGCGCUCAUCCUGCUGUAUUCGAAGAUGUCUUCGAAGCGGUGAAUAAAUCUAACAAUCCGACUGUGUCAUUUCAAGUCGAGAUGAACGACUUGAGGGGAGUCAUCAACGCAUUCGAGGUCAUGGGCCCUAAGUCUAGUCAGAUCAUCAAAGGGGCUUUGUCUCUCGCUGGGGACGAUGAACGGGAGGAUUUUAACAAGUUCUGGAAGUCGCUGUCCGAUUUGCAAACACCGGGCAACGUUCCACGACGGAUGAUCAUUGGCUUAAAAGUGGUUGAUCCACGUCUGAAGUUUCCUCCGGAGAACCCCAAACCUUCGUAUCCUGAUAUAUCCAAGUCAUCCGCGGCUCCUGCAAGCGGCCUCGUUUUCCCAACAUCGUCAACAGCUCAAUCUGAUAUUUGGGAUGAAAACCAGAGGGACAGGCUGAAGAAGCCUAAGUACAAGAAAAAAGACCUUGAUGAACGUCGUUCGAAGCUUGCCAUUCCCGGUACAAAAUUACGUGCCCUCCGCCAGGACGAUCGGAUUCCAGUCAUGCUAGUGCAACGUUCCCUUGAAGCAUACCCUCCGUCUUCCCCUUCACCCUCCACACUUGAUAAAGCUCAAGGAAUUCACGGAUGGACGCUUUUAUUUCCAGCUGGGUGGUCUAUGGCUUUCUUACCGUCUCUUAUCUAUACGGGAACGCGUGUUGCGGGACAGCGCGAACGGACGAAACAGUAUUUCGAAGCAGGGAUUGCUGCUUUCCCUGUGGAUUAUCCCACCACCCGUGCGUGUGAGGUUGCAUCGGAAGAACGUGCUAUCCAGGAAAGAGAACGGUGGGAAAGGACGCCACCUGCGAAGAGAACGAACUGGGAGAAACUUGGUACUAGGGAGUCCAUGCCACUGCCGCCGGAAGUGGGUACGGCAGAGGGGUUAGUGAACACCCAGCGAGAGGAUCUCUCCGCCGCAGAAGAGGUGCGACCUGUUCUUGCCAAGACCUCCGUUCGUCCUUGGCUUUUGCGAGGGCCUAAGGUUCCUUCUAUCCUUUCCGACGUUUCACUCGACCCUCCGGAGUUUUUGGAGCGGAUUAACAAACUACGUGAAAGGCAUCAUAUGGUUCCAUUAGACAGGGACGUGGAUGCAGCACAGUUGUGGCAAACGGCGCUUGUCAUGGUACGUAUAAAGAUGGUCGGAAGGGGCGUGCCGAGCGACCUCGCGGGCAUAUACAAAAUGGAUGAUAUCGAAGCAAGGAAGUGGCUUGCAGCCAUACGUCAGAGUACUUCUGUCGGAACUGAUGACGCUGAAACGCAAACUGAAGAUGGGCUAGGGGAUAUUCGGCCAGCGCAGGAAGAUAUCAUUGGAUAUGUUACUACUGGAGACGCAUCGCUAUCACGUGGUGAAGGCUUUGCCUUGGGUGCGAUCUCCGUUGUUCAAUAUUUGACUCUUCGCAGGCAGGCACAGCGGCUAGCUCAGCCGGCUGUGAUAGUAAAAUUUCGUAAUAGGGAUUCUACGGUGUCGCGAGCUGCUUAUCUUGAGUUACUGGACGCGUAGAUCGACUGUAGACUGCAUUGCUAGUCACCUCUGACAUCAUGAUCACGUGGAUGUAAUACGUGUAGAUGUACCGUGGCCAGUCACGUGUCGACCAUCAUUGUG